AUGGAAACUGUUUGGUUGAUGUAUUACCUAUUAUCCCCCAUUAUCCUAAUAGCCCUGUAUAGCAUAUCCCUUCACAUACUAAACAAGCUAAAAAACCUGCCUCCAAGCCCGUUCCCGGCCCUCCCUUUCAUCGGCCACAUCUACCUCCUCCACAGGCCUUUCCACAGGAGCCUCUCCGAGGUGUCCAGACGCUGCGGCCCGGCUCUGUUCCUCCGUCUGGGCUCCCGGCCCGUUCUCCUCAUCUCAUCGCCAUCUCUAGCUGAGGAAUGCCUCAGCAAGAAUAAUGACGUCAUCUUCGCCAACCGGCCCGAUCUCCUCAACGGCCGAUACUUCGGCUACGACUACACCAGCCUCUCGUGGUCGUCCUACGGCGACCACUGGAGAAAUCUAAGGAGGAUUUCCUCUCUUGAGCUCCUGUCGACACAUCGACUGCAGACGCUUUCGCAUAUCCGGGCCGAUGAGGCCUUCAGCCUGGCCAAAAAGCUCUAUCGCUUGACCAAGGAUGAGCCCGAGAAGGUUGUGGAAGUGAAAUCGGCUCUAUUUGAGUUCACUUUCAAUGUGCUCACGAGGAUGAUCACGGGCAAGAGAUAUUAUGGCAAGAGUGCGGAGAAUUCGAGGGAAGCGAAGGUGCUGGAGGAGAUAGCGGCGGCGACGUCGGAGGUAGCGUUUGAGACGAAUGUGGUGGAUUUCCUGCCGUUGAUGAGGUGGUUUGGGUUCGGAGGGGUGGAGAAGAAGCUGAUGUCGAUACACGACAAGAGGGACGAGUUUAUGCAGCGUGUCAUUAAUGAUAAUCGGAAGCUCAUGGAUGAUGUUGAUGUGAAGAAGAAGUCCAUGGUGCAAGUGUUGCUCGAUUUCCAGAGGUCAGACCCUCACUAUUACACCGACCAAACCAUCAAGAGUCUCCUUCUGGUGCUACUCCAAGGAGGAACCUCAACUUCAACGAUCGCCCUAGAAUGGGCAUUUUCUCUGCUGCUCGACAAUCCCGAAACCCUAAAAAAAGCCCAAUCCGAAAUCGACCGCCACGUCGGACGCAGCCGUCUGAUCGCGGAGUCUGACGUGGCGGAGCUGCCGUACCUCCGCUACGUGAUCCUGGAGGCCAUGCGGCUGCAUCCGCCGGUGUCCAUACUGAUGCCGCACCUCUCGUCGUCGGAGUGCGCGGUGGGCGGGUACCGGGUGCCGGCGGGGACGGUGUUGCUGGUGAACUUGUGGGAAAUCCACCACAGCCCGAAGAUAUGGGGCGACCCGGAGGUAUUCAGGCCCGAGCGAUUUGAAGGGGUGGAUGUGAAGAAGGGUUUGGGGCUGAGGCUUCUCCCUUUCGGAUGGGGGAGACGGGCCUGCCCGGGCGAGAAUUUGGCCAACUUGAAUAUUGGGCUGGGCCUGGGAUCGUUAAUCCAGUGUUUCGAAUGGGAGAAAGUUGGGGAGAUUGAUAUGAGUGAACAAGCUGGGACGACUACACCUAAGCUUCAACCGCUAACGGCCAUAUGCACGCCCCGUCCAUUUAUUGUUGAUUUUUUCGCAUAAUUUAUCAUCUUUUUUUCUAUUUUUCAUUGUGGAAUAUACACAUAUAUGCUUAUAGAUUGUAGUGUAGGGCCGUAUUAAUAAUUCAAUACUUUAUGGACUAUAUCUAUACAAUAAAUUUAUUAACAAUUCAA
Molecule: messenger RNA, 1652 nt
Organism: Salvia hispanica
Lineage: Eukaryota; Viridiplantae; Streptophyta; Magnoliopsida; Lamiales; Lamiaceae
Product: cytochrome P450 81Q32-like
Molecular function (GO): heme binding; oxidoreductase activity, acting on paired donors, with incorporation or reduction of molecular oxygen; monooxygenase activity
Source: RefSeq, a predicted model, not a curated record